CCGAUGGAUUUUCUGUCUUAAUCAUGGCUGCAUUGAGGGUCUCUGGAGUUUGGACGAUAAUGCGGUGGCGGCGUGGCAUCUGGGCAGUUCGAUCAGUGUCGAUGAGAUAUCGAUGAGAUAUAACCGUCCCCACCAGCACCACAUUUUGGCGGAUGUAGUGAUUUCAUCGCACAGCGAUGGGUGGUAUCACGAAGAUGACGUCGCCACGUCUGACUUGAGAUGGCAAGGCUGAGUGAGAUUCGACGAAGACUACAUAAGUUGAUGAUUGCAGGUCGUUGAAUGCCUACUCAUCAUUGCAAUAUCAAGCAAACAAAACCACCAAACACACGACCUUGAAGCAACUUAUUCACAAGCACCACCAAUUUCACUUAUAUCCAACAUUUCAAAACACAAUUCAAAUAAAAAAAAAACCAAAUCUUACCACUAUAACAUACACAAUGGCACCCUCAAAGGACCAGCUCAUGGAGACGGCAGCCCAGGCCCAGCUCGACAUGAACACAUACCAAUCCAAGACGGGCGCCGCCCGCCCCCAGGGCAACGACGACGCCGGCGUCUCCAACAUCCAGACGGAGAACCGCUUCCCAGGCGCCACGGUGACCGUCCAGGGCGACCCUAUCAACAACGUCGCGUACAAGCCCGAGCAGCCGCCCAAGAACCCGGCCGAGAACGACGACGACGUCGUUCCCGCCAAGAAGAUUUCAUCGCUCGGCACGCAGGACCAGAAGGACGAUAUUCUGCUGCAGGGCGAGGGUGCGGUGCGGAAUAAUGUGGGCACCAAGGCGCCUGGUGUUGGUGGGGAGAAGUUCCGCGGUUCGGAUUAUUAUGUUCCUGAGAGCGUGCCGGAUAGCAUCUCGGCAGAGGGGAACAUUGCACCUGAGAGUGUGACGCAGGCUUCUGCUGAGGCUGAGAACCCUCGGUAAAGGGUGAGGAUUGGAGUUACUUCUUUUUGUGGCUAUGACGAUGGAAGGGCAUGGAUGCCGGGCAUUGUAUGAUUAUUACGAUCAUGAUGUACAACAGUAAUGAAGCUGCCAGAAGGCUGUAAACCGAAUAGGUAUCUGCAACGUAAUUCGGAGAAGUUCAGUG
This is a messenger RNA of Colletotrichum acutatum, 1083 nucleotides long. RefSeq lists its product as uncharacterized. The transcript has a single exon. The record is from RefSeq and is a predicted model, not a curated record. Lineage: Eukaryota; Fungi; Ascomycota; Sordariomycetes; Glomerellales; Glomerellaceae. Bases 438 to 920 code for a protein of 160 amino acids.